This is a messenger RNA of Maniola jurtina (meadow brown), 1122 nucleotides long. RefSeq names its product trypsin-7-like. Gene Ontology annotation, biological process: proteolysis. The transcript is spliced from 5 exons. Gene Ontology annotation, molecular function: serine-type endopeptidase activity. Lineage: Eukaryota; Metazoa; Arthropoda; Insecta; Lepidoptera; Nymphalidae. Bases 12 to 1100 code for a protein of 362 amino acids. The record is from RefSeq and is a predicted model, not a curated record.
GCGUUUUUUAUAUGACUUCGCUAAUUUCUUCCAACGUCAUCGCUCUACGUGCCAGUACUAUUUUAGUUAUGAUUAGGACAAUUUUUAUAUAUUUUUUAAUCUACAGAAUAGCUCCUGUUCAUUUAAAGAAAUAUGACCUCAUUGUCAUACCCAUACACAAUGUACCACACAGUCAUAAAGAUCCAAAGAUACAAGUAUGGCCAUCGCUAAAAAAAUUCAGGAGUAAUAAUGAAAAAUUCAGGAGUAAUAAUGAAAAAUUCAGGAGUAAUGAUGACCUCUUAAGGUUAGACAUAGGUCAUUAUGACGAAGCCACAGAAAUGAUAGACAUAGACAACUUUGAUUAUAUCAACGACCGUGAUAGUGAAGAAAGACAGGCGUUAAGCGUAGAUGAGCAUCUAGCGAGAUAUGGGCAGAAUAGAAUUGUGGGUGGUGUCGAAGUUGAUAAUUUUAAUUUGUAUCCGUAUCAUGCUGCUUAUGGGACCAAUUGUGGUGGUACUAUCUUUGAUAAGAAAUGGGUGAUCACGGCUGGACAUUGUGGUAAGAAGGCGUACGUAAGAGUUGGCUCCAAAUAUUUGAACCAAGGCAAAAGAGUCCCCGUGAAGAAGAGCUUCAUCCACCCUCUGUGGGCAGCCAGGGACAAGGCCCAUCCUUUCGACUACGACUUCCAACUUCUUGAACUGGGCGAAGAUUUGAAGUUCGAUGACAACAUCCAACCCAUGAAACUGGCUCGUAUAGAAGAUAUGGUGAUUGGUAAAGUCAUUACUGUCACGGGAUGGGGGAACACUAGAGAAAACGGUCCAUAUUCUAGGGUUCUACGAGCCGUCCGUGUGCCGAUCGUAUCGAAAGAGAGUUGUCAGCAAGUACCCUUCCCUUACUUCAGAGGAGCCCUAACUCCCAGGAUGUUUUGCGCAGGCUUCUCCGAGGGGAUGAAGGAUGCCUGUCAGGGUGACUCAGGUGGUCCAGCAGUGGCCUACGAUAGACUGCUGGGCAUGGUAUCGUUUGGCUACGGCUGCGCCACGCCUGGCUCCUACGGCGUCUACAGCAAAGUGGCCAAAGUCAGACCUUGGAUAGAGAAAGUGACUGGUCUAACGUUAGAUUAACUUGGAGAUUAAAAUAAUAUUU